Sus scrofa (pig) is the source of this 876-nucleotide messenger RNA. RefSeq names its product defensin beta 116 (gene DEFB116). Gene Ontology annotation, cellular component: extracellular region. Lineage: Eukaryota; Metazoa; Chordata; Mammalia; Artiodactyla; Suidae. The record is from RefSeq and is a predicted model, not a curated record. Gene Ontology annotation, biological process: innate immune response.
UUCUGUCCCCUGCAACAGAGCCCUCCAUUCUCUCUGGACGUGCCAGUCAUGAAGCCUUAUUUAAUGACCAUUUCCAUCCUUCUGAUCCUGGUUCAUAAGACUCCAGGUGGUCUGUUCAGAUCCUCUUACGGCAAGAAACAGGAAGAGCCUUGGAAUCCAUGCCAGCUGUACCAUGGCACGUGCCGAAAUGCCUGCAGAAAACAUGAAAUUCUAUACUUAACCUGUCUAGAUGAUCAGAAGUGUUGCCUGAAAUUUUCUAAGAAAAUAGCCAAUGCUAACGAGAAGGAGGAUUCGGACUCCGACUCCAACUAGUCUUUUACGAACCCUUCAAGCUACUCUCGGAUUUGAAUAUCAGCAACCUUACCCCCUCCUGGGGUAAUUCCUCUCCCACUUGGAACAUCCCUCCCAUAAAAAUGCAUUCCUUCUCAUGUGUGUGUCUUUCAUCUGUGAGCAGCCGUUAUUGGACAGAGAAAGGAAGGUUAGGCUGGGAGCUGGGGGGCCACCGAGUAUAGACAAGGGCAAAAAAGCAAAUAAGAUAUGAGGGUAGCUCGGUAGAUGUUGAAGAAAGGGAGGAGACCACGUUUCUGCUCUGCUUUGGUACACGAAGACGGUUAUAAUUUGUUCUGGAGGCUGCAGAGGAGGGGUGAAAACUGAAUUGAGUCUGGGUGAUCCAGUGAACAAGCAGAGGAGGUCUUUAAGUCCCCUGAGUAAACGUGGUCGGAUCAGAACAGGGACAACAGAGUUGGCUUUUUAUAUUCAGACAACCAUGAUGUGUUUAGGAAGAACCAGAACCGGACAGAUGGAUGGCUAGAACUGAGUGUAGGAAUCCGUUGAACAAAUUAGGACACGUUUUUCUUUCAUUUUUUCUCUUUUUUG